Messenger RNA from Protopterus annectens (West African lungfish), 1826 nucleotides. RefSeq names its product glycoprotein-N-acetylgalactosamine 3-beta-galactosyltransferase 1-like. Gene Ontology annotation, cellular component: membrane. The transcript has 4 exons. The coding region runs from base 193 to 1275 and encodes 360 amino acids. The record is from RefSeq and is a predicted model, not a curated record. Gene Ontology annotation, molecular function: N-acetylgalactosaminide beta-1,3-galactosyltransferase activity. NCBI's taxonomy places the organism in Eukaryota, Metazoa, Chordata, Ceratodontiformes, Protopteridae.
GCAGAGUAUGUUCUAAAUGCACUUCUUUCACAACAUGUACUGACACUACAGCGUAGAUGGUGAAAUCCUGUUGAGAUUUUGAUGUAGAGUGGGGAUAUUCCAUUUUGCUCAUCAUGCAAACAUUGAGCCUGCUGUUUUAUCUCUGAUGACAUCUCCAGGAGUGACUUCUGUAUUCUGUGGUGUCAAUAUAAAAUGCUGCCGUUGUUAGAGCAUACCAAGCCAGAACUCUACUUUUAUGAAAUGUCUUUCUCAAGGUCUGUGAGGACUCUGGUUACUUUUUCCAGUGGAGCUGCAACUGGAUUCCUGACUUGUUAUUUGUUAUUCAAUUCCUUGUUAGUAUACAACACAAAGUUUACAUCACAUCUGCUGUUGAAUAACCCACAUGGAAGCCAUUUGAAAGACCCAGACAUUCAUCAGUUAAUGGGACAAAUGGAUUUCCAUACAGAUCUUCUACAGCAUAAAGGAGAAGACAGAAGUGCCUCAGAAUCACUGUAUAAGAAGGUACGAGUUCUCUGCUGGGUGAUGACAGGGCCGCAGAACUUGGAGACAAAAGCUAAACAUGUAAAGAGCACUUGGGCCCAGGACUGUAACAAAGUGCUGUUCAUGAGCUCAGAGGAGAACAAAGACUUUCCCACAGUGAGACUAGAAACUAAGGAGGGCCGAGAUCAGCUCUACUGGAAAACUAUCAAAGCCUUCCAGUAUGUAUAUGACCAUCACUUGGAUGAAGCAGACUGGUUUAUGAAGGCCGACGAUGACACCUUUGUGAUACUUGACAAUCUAAGAUGGCUUCUGUCAAAAUACAGUCCUGACCAACCCAUUUACUUCGGAAAGAGGUUUAAACCGUAUGUUAAACAAGGGUACAUGAGCGGAGGAGCUGGUUAUGUGUUAAGUAAGGAGGCACUAAAGAGAUUUGUUGAUGGAUUUAAAACACAGAAAUGCAAUCAUUCCAGUAUUGUUGAAGACCUGGAAUUAGGUCGCUGCAUGGAGAGGUUAAAUGUUAAAGCUGGGGACUCAAGAGACACACUUAAGAAAGAAACAUUUCAUCCUUUCUCUCCACAAAGUCACUUAACUAAAAAUCGUUUCUCUAAACAAUUCUGGUAUUUCAGGUACAGCUAUUACCCCAUCAUACAGGGGCCUGGAUGCUGUUCUGAUUUUCCAGUGUCUUUCCAUUAUAUUGAUGCUAAACAAAUGUAUGUGUUGCAGUACCUCACUCACCAUCUCCGUCCAUAUGGUUACAUGUACAGGUAUAAUCCAGAGGAAACACUAAAUCAAUGAAGAAAACCAAAAAAUACAGGGAGAGGGAAAUACGAUUAAAUACCUUUGACAUAUAAAAUCUGUAUUUUUAUUACAUUAAUAAUAAAAAGUUGUAUACAUAACACACUUCUUUUGGAAAUCUGCAUAUACUAUGAAAGCCAUGUUUAUCUUGUUUUGUAUUUCCCCUGAAAUCUAUUAAAUUGUUAUGGAUGAGGAACAAGGAAUUCUUCGUACUACCAAGAAUUCCUUGCUACCAUCUAAAACUUUGCUUUAAAGCUAACAUAAAAUCUUCUCAUUCAGGGGAUCAUCUAGUUAUGUUGUGCUAGUAAUGACACAGUUCAUAUCUUGUUUUCCAGGUAAUUGUAUAAUGUUACAUCAUGUCAAAGUGUUGUGGAAGAAUGAUCACUUCCACUAUGUUGGAACUGCCUCUGUCUUUGAUGAUGUGUUUUUGGUUUGGUUUUGUAAAACUUGGAAAAGUGGGGGGAACUGCUUUUUUCCUUUUCUCUGAGUUUGUACAAUCUCAGAGUUAGUAUAUGUAGAGAUGUGGUACCUGUCCCCAAACAAGGGCUCAC